Engraulis encrasicolus (European anchovy) is the source of this 3293-nucleotide messenger RNA. Its product is annotated as zinc finger protein 85-like. The record is from RefSeq and is a predicted model, not a curated record. Lineage: Eukaryota; Metazoa; Chordata; Actinopteri; Clupeiformes; Engraulidae. The coding region runs from base 211 to 2670 and encodes 819 amino acids. The transcript has 18 exons.
UUUCUCUCCAGCUCUACAGCCAGUUGUUGGUGUUAUUGACACAUCGGCAGGUAAAUUCGAUCUUAUAAAAACACUGUCAGCUAUUUUCGAAUACAUAGAGGGGUGCAUGUACAUCGUUCACUGGGUAUCAAGGGGUUAAACAAACGCGAGAAAAGGAAGGGGCCGUAGAAAAAGUGUUGACGUCUUCUCUUCUUGGCGUGCAGACAAGAAAUGGCCGAACUGAAGCUGUCAAUCAAACAGGAGGAACCGUCGGAUGAGGAAGAGGAAGAGGAGGAUGAAGAGGAAGAGGAAGAGGAAGAGGAAGAGGGUGUUGACGAGGAGGAUGAGGAGACGUACGUGGUGAAAAUCAAAAUGGAGGACGAGGAUGAGGCCUACGAUGACGAACUCGCAUCAGAGGUCGAAGAAGAGGACGAUGACGAUGAGGAAGCAUUUUCUAGCGAUGGGGAGGAGGAGGAGGAAGUGGACCAAGCCUCCAUGUCCGACACGGAUUACGGUCCCCCAACGGCUAUCGACUUGUCCUCCAAAUGGCUACAAAAUAACGACCGGGUGCUGCGGUCUGGGCCCUCGGCAGCACCUGAGACACUAUUGCCACAGAGCUCGGCCACGACCAAGUUUGAUUUGACAGACGUGCUGCUGCCGCUGCUCUGGUGUUGGGAGUGCAGAGGAGAGUUCAGCACGUCAUGCGACACAAUGUACCACCAGAAGGCCUACCGCUGCCUCAGGUGCAUACGGAGGAAGAGGACCAUGAGGAAGAGGAAGAGGAGGACGACGAGAAGGAGGGGAGGUAGUCAAGAUGGCGGAGAAGCUAAGGACUUCGGGCACCGUGAAGUCAAAGGCAGUAUCAGUCCAGGUGGCAGCGGUCAGAAACUUGAUGCAUCAGGGGAAGAUAUUCAAGAUGGCCGACAACUUGGCACGUCAGUGGAGGACAAUGGGAAGGGACCUUUGCAAGAUGGCCGACAAACUGAGGCGUCGCACGACAAAUGUGGUGGUGGUGAUGGUGGUGGUGAUGGUGGUGGUGAUGUUGUUGAAGCUACUGUGUCGCAAGACAAACGAACAUGUCAAGAUGGUGGACAAGUUGACACAUCAGUGGAAGACAGCACCCUGUACAUUGACAGCCAGGGUCACACGUCGGCCAGGCACCGGCGGAGAGACAGCCUGGAAGAGGACGACCCUGCAGACGUCUCGAGAGACGAGGACGAGGACGAGGACAGUCAAGACGCCAAGGACGACUCUGAAGACGAGGAUGAUGAUGAUGACGAUGACUUUGAUUCUGAAGAGGCCAGGACACUGUAUAAGUCAAUGACGGACUUCAAAAUGCACGCCAUACGAAGACACGGCAUCUUCAACUUCCGCCAAGCCUGCCCCAAAUGUGGCAAGUUCGUGACCCUGGUGGAGAACCUGAGAGGAGACUGGCGCCACUUGUGUGAGAAGCCCAAAGCCAAGAAGACGAACGAGUGUCAACGCUGCGGAGCCCAGUUCCCAAUGCAGGCUAGACUGGACGAGCACAUUCAGCAACAUCACCGCGGAGACACGCCGGAGUGUCCGGAAUGUGGCCGGAAAUUUGUGUACCGGAAGAGCAUGGAGCGCCACAUCACCAUCUUCCACCGCCAUCAAAUGUGGCGCGAGGACGUCGCAGAGCUGGAGGGACAAGAGAAGGGCCGUCGGAGAAGGAGGCGGCGGAAGCCGAAAGGGCCCUCCAUGGAGCCCCCGAUGGUCUGGUGUAGCAAAUGCGACCGGGAGUUCACCAGGAACUGCUUCAAGAUGCGGCACAAGAGGAGGUAUGGCUGUAUUCGAUGUGGGACCAAACACCCUGCCUUGGGGGACACCAGCCAGCCCAACAACGGAACUGGAGAAGGGAACAAUAACAGCAGCGCUGAGAAGGAGUCAUCGAGGGACACGCGUACGGACAACCAGGACCCUGAGGUGUGUUUCCAUGACCUGAAGGAGAGCUUUGACUAUCUCCAUGGUUUCCAGAAGCACGCCAAAUUGGAGCACGGGGUGCGAGACUUCCGGGAGCUGUGCCCCGACUGUGGCAAAUUCAUCACGCUCCGAAACUUGGUGAGCGGGGGUCCUCCCCAUGUCUGUGAGCAUAAGUCCCGCCCCAACACCUGCUCCGAGUGCAACAAGGGAUUCGCCAGCGAGAAGGGACUCCUGAGUCACAUGGGCCGCGUCCACUCCGACAAAAGAGUCCCCUACACGAUACGCUGCAUGUUCUGCCUGAAGCGCUUCGCCUACCGGCGGCAGAAGAUCGAACAUGAGAAGGUCCACAUUAACGAGGAGAUGAAGUUCUACUGUCGCCAUUGUCCAAUGAGAUUCUCCGACCUGACGAGCCGCAGCGCCCACCUCAAGUCCCACGGCCGCAUCUACUCCGUAUUCACCUGCAAGGUGUGUGAUCGUACCUUUAAGCAGCAGAAGAAUCUGGAGCGCCACAUGGUGGUCCACACGGGCAUCAAGCCCUACAGGUGUGACUUCUGCGACAAGACCUUCAACCAGGCCGGACACCUCAAGUCACACAUACGGGUGCACACAGGGGAAAAACCGUACCAGUGUCAGCAGUGUGGAGAAGCCUUUAACCACAACGUCAGCCUGAAGAACCACCUGCAGAAGAAACACCCACCAAUCACAGAGGAGGACGUCUGGCGACCUGGGAGUAGUCUUUUCUCCCAUUGAAACCCAUUAUAAAACAUGGCUAUUGGACUACAAAAAAAUGGCCUCUUCAGUCAGACUAGUGUGAAGCCUUGUAUCCCAUUGAAUUGACAAUGCUGUAAAAGACUCCAAAUGGCUAACACUUAACUUGUCAUGCGCAUGACAUGACAUAACAGUGUUGUAAUGGCGCGUUCCCCAGAGGUAGGACAUUCGGUUUGUUUUCAUCCAUAAAUGGGCGUAACGCAAAUUUAAGAGCAAAGUACCCGGAUGGCCGUUCAUGAGUAUGGAACGAAGUCGGUUUGCUUCGCUUUUGCCCCAGCUCGCGACUUGAACAUUCCGCUUCAACAGGCGUUCCAAUGCAUUUCAGCAAGUAGGAGGUCAGAAACAUCCCAUCUCCCACCUGGGGAACGCACCAUAACUGUCAGAACAGUAUCAUGACACGAUCAUUGACGAGUCAUAAACAACAUUAUUUCAAUGUCAUAAACGUUUUAUUGUCACAGAAAGUUGACAUUGUUUGGGCUGUCUUUAGCAUUACCGCAUGUCACUUCAAUUGCAACAGUUAUAACACAUACCUGCAAACUCGUCACCUUUUGGUGACAGUCACCUUUUCCCCGGUCAAUUAGGUCAUUCACAUGAAUCAUGUAGAA